AUGGCUCAAGAAAAAAUUUUCAAGAAAUGCUCUAAAUUUUCGCUUAUAGUAACAAUAAUAGCAUUGUUACUUUUAUUCACGACACCAAAAGGCUCAUUAGCGGACUUAACCCUGAAAAAUAUUAUAAUCUAUGACCCAGUGAGAACCGACAAACAACUAAACAUCACGUAUUUUGUAUAUAAUGACCUCGCAGGACAAUUCACCAUACAGAAUCUUGCAAUAACAUUAGUACCGCUGAAAGCAUCAUUUUCGAGUAAUAUAUCAGUAAAUCCACAGGCCUCGCUACUCGGCCCAAAUCGUGAAAAUGCUACUCAGACAGAAAUUUUUAACCUGACAAAAGAAAUUUAUGAUGGUACAUGGUCUUUGAUGUUUACCGAAAAGUAUUCGAUCACAAGUAGUGGUCAGACAAGCAUAGAAUCGCAGGGUAUGAAUAUCACUUUUCCACCUUACCCAACUUCGACAACUUCGUACCCUGGGAACGGACCGAUUACUUAUAUUUCGACGAUAUCUUCGGCAUCAUAUCAAACAAUUACAACUACAAAUGCAGCCGGACAAACAUAUUUGAUUACGGGUUAUGUGCCGCCCAUAAUUCAGACGGUUAUUGUCACACCAAAUCCUACCGUCAAAGCAACUUAUAUUUAUUCUUCAAGUGCACAGCCAACGCCCUCGCCGACAGGAACCGAACCAAUUACUUAUAUUUCGACGAUAUCUCCGGCAUCAUCUAAGAUACUGACUACUACAAACGCAGCUGGAGAAACUUAUUUGAUUACAAGUUCUGUGCCGCCCAUAAUCCAAACGGUUAUUGUUACACCAAUACCUACCAGUAAAUCAACUUAUAAUCCGUCUUCAAGUGCAAAAACGCGUUUGAUGAUGAGUAAUAAUGAAUAUGAGUGGUGGUCAAACAAGAUUUAUUUGAUGGGUAUUCACUUUUUUAAUUACCAGCUAUUUUCUAUGAUUUGA
Ambispora gerdemannii is the source of this 960-nucleotide messenger RNA. The record is from the annotation of a GenBank genome assembly. NCBI's taxonomy places the organism in Eukaryota, Fungi, Glomeromycota, Glomeromycetes, Archaeosporales, Ambisporaceae.